Mytilus californianus (California mussel) is the source of this 4960-nucleotide messenger RNA. Its product is annotated as autism susceptibility gene 2 protein-like. The transcript has 15 exons. Lineage: Eukaryota; Metazoa; Mollusca; Bivalvia; Mytilida; Mytilidae. Bases 1790 to 4675 code for a protein of 961 amino acids. The record is from RefSeq and is a predicted model, not a curated record.
UUUAAAUUUUGGGUCCUGUUUUUUAAAUUGGUCUACAUUAAGGUCCAAAGGGUCCAAAAUUAAACUUAGUUUGAUUUUAACAAAAAUUGAAUUUCUGGGGUUCUUUGAUAUGCUGAAUCUAAACAUGUGUUUAGAUUUUUGAUUAUGGGACCAGUUUUCAAGUUGGUCCAAGUUGGGGUCCAAAAUUAAACUUUGUUUGAUUUCAACAAAAAUUGAAUAUAUGGGGUUCUUUGAUAUGCUGAAUCUAAACAUGUAUUUAGAUUUUAGAUUUUUGGUCCAGUUUUCAAGUUGGUCCAAAUUGGGGUCCAAAAUUAAACUUUGUUUGAUUUCAACAAAAAUUGAAUAUAUGGGGUUCUUUGAUAUGCUGAAUCUUACCAUGUAUUUAGAUUUUUUAUUUUGUGGGCCUGCUAUCAAAUUGGUUCAUAUUGAGGUCAAAAGGGUCCAAAAUUAAACUUUGUUUGAUUUCAUCUAAAAUUGAAUUAUUGGGGUUCUUUGAUAUGCCAAAUCUAACCGUGUUUUUAGAUUUUUAAUUUUGGGUCCCGUUUUUUAAAUUGGUCUACAUUAAGGUCCAAAGGGUCCAAAAUUAAACUUAGUUUGAUUUUAACAAAAAUUGAAUUCUUGGGGUACUUUGAUAUGCUGAAUCUAACCAUGUGUUUAGAUUUUUGAUUAUGGGACCAGUUUUCAAGUUUGUCCAAGUUGGGGUCCAAAAUUAAACUUUGUUUGAUUUCAACAAAAAUUGAAUAUAUGGGGUUCUUUGAUAUGCUGAAUCUAACCAUGUAUUUUGAUUUUGGACAUUGGACCAUAAUAGGUAAAUUAAAAAAAUUGAAGUUCUUAGACAACAUUCUUUCUGUGUCAGAAACCUAUGCUGUGUCAAAUAUUUAAUCACAAUCCAAAUUCAGAGCUGUAUCAAGUUUGAAUGUUGUGUCCAUACUUGCCCCAACUGUUCAGGGUUCGACCUCUGCGGUCGUAUCAAGCUGCGCCCAGCGAAGCAUUUUAUUAAAGAUAGCAUUUUGCCCUCUAGAUGUCUUUUUAUUAUUUGUGUCAUUGGUUUGUUGUCAGGUUGAUGUUUAUGCCUCGUUUCAUUUUUAUUCAUAACAAAAAAAGUAAGUAAAAGAUAUAAGGGACAAAAAAAAAUAAAAGGCUGGAAGAUGCCUAAGGAAUAUGAUAAAUUGUUAAAAUUAUUGUAAUCUUGAUUUUAAUGUGAAAUUUAUGUUGAACAGGUGUAUACAAAUCACUAAAACCUGGUAUACUUAUAGAUAAAUGAAAUAUUUCAGGGGAGAUAACUGCUUAUACACUUGUUCUUUGACACUUAUGAAGUGAUAAAAUGAUUCAUUAAACUGCCGAUUGGUGAUAUAAAGAUAAAUUCACAUCCAAGUCAAUAAGGCCUUAUUAUAUAUCAAUUUGCUUUGAUAAAAAUAUCAGCCGAACCUAACAUGAUUUGGCAAAGGACUGAUGAUCUCUGUGGAGAAUAAUCAGUGAUAAUGUAUCUGAGAUCCUACACUUCUCUGUACGUGAUAAUUUGUUUCACAUUCAAUUCCCCGCACGAUAGCUUUAUAAAAUUGUGAUUAUGGCUAUAAUGAAGAUGACUAGGAUAGAUACUCAGAGAAAUAAAAUAGAUAUCGUGUAAAAUGAUGUUUAAGUCAUUCAACUGGAAAUCUCUUGGCUCGGUAUGUAGCCGAUCGAUAAAAUAACAGAUCAUUUUAUUCACAUUCAUUACGGGAAGCAUUAUGGCCGAUUCAGGUGAAAUCAGAAAAAACUUUUGAACGAUUUCUGACAUUUGUGAUUCUUUAUGGAUGAUCAGCCUUUAAAAGGAGAAGUUGAAUUUGUAAAACCUGAGCUAAAGCAUCGUCCUCUUCCACUACCUUCCCCCAGACUGAGGCAGAGUGAAGAGUCAGUUGAACCUAGUUCCAGUGGAGAGCUGACAGAUCAUCAUAAAAUCAACAGUCCUAGGAGAAGUACCGAUUCCAGAGACUUGCUAAGUGAGGCCAGUUCUAGCUCUGGACGAGGAUACUUGUGUGACAGUGAGAGUGGGGACGAUCGGGCAUCGGAUGCAAGCUCAGAUAUAUUUUCCAUAAGUCAUAAUCGAGAAUGUGUUUUACCUUUAACUAAAGCAACAUGCAGCAGCUCAUUUUCUACCACUGUUACAACCUCUUCAACAAGUAAUCUUAUCAUCACGGCAACAAAUACUCUGGCUUCCACGACAGCAACAACCACAUCACCGACAACAACAACUUGUGCUCUGUCCACAUCCUCCGUCAUUACUGAAAGUACUAAAACCACUUGUUCAAUAACUUCACCUGCAGUAACUGCUACAACUUCUGUGAUAACCAAUGGACCAAGUGUUACAGCUCCCUCCUUAAAAAGGAAAACUUUGUCCCCAUUAAAUAGAGUGUCACCAACAACAGCCAAACCGGCUGUUGUGGCCAGGUCAUCGUCCGCAUCAUCAACACCAUUACCAUUGUCAGCGUCUAAACAGUCACCUUUCCCGAGGGAUCAGCGGAAGGUUUCACCAUCACCACGUGUCACACCGAAGAGGGAAGAUUUCAGGGAGAAGGAACACCAUAGCAACUCAUUUCCAAAACCUUGGCCAGGAAAUAAUACACCUGGACAUUUGUUUGGACCACAGGUUUCAUUGUCCCCUGGACCAUCAUAUCAUUCCGGCUACCCCCAACAACCCAACCACAAUCCAGGGUUGUCCCACAGUAUGUUUGCAUCCCCCCUGCCACCUGGCCCCUCAUCAAACCUAGGAGCAGGGGCAGCACAAUUGAGUUCACCCACAGAUUCCAUGAACGUUGCAGGUCAAGAGAUUUUACGUGAAGAAUUGAACAGACGAUUUUUGUUGUCACAGGAGAGACCAACUUCAUCCUUGAUUGGUCCUCCACCGUAUAUGAAAGCAGACAUUCAUCAGCAUCAACACAUGCACCAACACCAACAUCAACACACACAUCAACACAUGUAUCCCAUAAUUCCACCAUUUACUGCCGGGGCAUUGAUCCCAACGCCAGCUCCAUUACCGGUCAAUAAGUUUGGAGAUUCUCCAUUAUAUCGCAAUUUUGGUAUGCCACCAGGUUAUGCAGGAUUAUCUCCCCUGAUGCCUCCUUCUGGAGGAUUGUCGUCCACACUGACUGGAGCAUUUCAGCCUAAGAGGGUAUCGACAGGGCUGCACCCUUCACAGAUGCUGCACUCCCUACGAGAUAGAGAUAAGAUCCCAUCAGCUGCAACAUUGCCUGCACAAAAAAAGCCAGGUAAAUGGAAUGCAGUCCAUGUACGGAUAGCAUGGGAGAUCUACCAGCAUCAACAAAAACAUAUAGAGUUACAGAAAGGGCAGGAAGGGAAAUCAAUGGAGCCGUUACGACCUCCAAGUCAUCUCUUCCCAGGAGCUUCUUUGCAUAGACCCACAGAUCUGUCUGCCUCCACGGGACUCUUGUCUCAAGGUUUGUGUUUUUCUGGUUCUCAUGGCAGAAAUAGUCUAGAACAGCCUGGACAUAGUGGCUUCCUGAACCCAAUGCACUCAGGUGCUUCCCCAUUUCCAAAACCAUCACCUUAUUCCAUGUCAAACCCUCUUGGUUUUGGAGGAUUGGGUUCAGCAUCUGGGGCAUUUAGUGGGCGUGACAUGCCAAAUGUUCCGGGACUGACGUCACCUCACGAUUGGAACCGUUUACAUCGGACUCCUCCAACAUUCCCUGGUGUCCAGGCAGCCUCCUGGAGUAAACGGGAAGAUGGGGAGAUUGAUCGUGGUGACAGGGGACCAGAAGCAGGUGUUUUAGCAUUGGACAGAAGACGGGAAGAAGACCGAGAAAGGGAGAGAAGAAAUGGCGAACACGACAGACGGGUUAGUUUAGAAGAAAGGAGUAGAGAAAGAGAGUUAUCUUACAUGAAAGAUGCACAUGCAUCAAGGUCUAGAUCUAGGUCUAGGUCACCAUUACAAAAUGGCCGUGUUGGUUCUGCCAAAUCUGAUAGUAGCUAUGAAAGAAGAUUUGACGAUAAAAGUGGACUUAAAAUUAAGCAGGAACGUCGUGAGGAGGAUUUAAUUCUUCAUGCCGAAAGGGAUAAACUAAGAACAGACUAUUUAUUGGGUCGUUCCCAAGCAGUUAAUCCAAUGAACUUCAGCAUGUUGGAUCGUGCUAGACUUUUAGGGGCACCGUCCCCAUACAUGUUUGGUGACCGUGUGCCACCCCACCCUGCAUUAUUAAGUCAAUAUGAUAAAAGUCCAUUAGAAAUGAACUUAGGUCAGCAUCAGUUUCAGCUCCAGCGGGAUAUGGAGAGGGAGCGAGAGCGAAUGCUGAGCCGAAUUCAACAUCCGUCAUUGUUUGAUCCGGAACAGUUACGAAAAGAAGAACUUUUUUUACAGGAUGAAAGAGUGAGAAGAGACAUACUAGAGAGAUUGCCAUUUUAUGAUUCACAAAGACUUGCCUUUGAGCAAAGUAGAUAUCCACAUUUACGUCCUCCAGAUCCGCUGUCGGCACACUUUCCAAGGACAAUUAGCCCGAUGAUAGCGCAUGCAAAAGGGGGUUCCCCUGCCGGAUACCCUCCUCCUUUAAUACCUUCCUCUAGUGCUACUCAAUCUCGGACUCAGUCUCCUGCCAUUGGGCGGAGCAAACCUAGUGCAACAGAGACUAAUGACAAAAGAGAUAACUAUUCCAAUUCAAAUGAUCCAGGUGUUCACAGCAGAUAGGAGUUAUCUCCCUUAGAAUAUUGUUGUAAAAAUAUUGUAAAGAUGUAAUCUGUGCUUUAAAAGCAGAAAUGUGAUCUCAUUGGCAGCUAUUAUUUUUCAUUUUUUUUUUUUGGUUCCUUCUGAACUACGACAGUCCCAAAAUUACUACUGUAUACAUUGUCCAAAUUUAUAAUGGAAUUUUUUUUUUCAUAGUUGGCAUAUAAAAUUUUCCAUAGUAACUUUGGCCUGAAUAUAGAUAUAGUUGGCCAAUUGCAGAAUACAGCAGGGGUUCAAAAUUGCAUUAUA